Molecule: messenger RNA, 1836 nt
Organism: Microthlaspi erraticum
Lineage: Eukaryota; Viridiplantae; Streptophyta; Magnoliopsida; Brassicales; Brassicaceae
Source: the annotation of a GenBank genome assembly
AUGGGCGAUCUCGGAGGAAAUCAACCGCCGGUAAUCAACGGCGUGUUUGUGGAGACGAACCUGGUGACGCGUCUCGUCGUUCCGGUUGUGAAAGACGAAACCAUCUCGAGUUUCAAAGAUCGGUUUCGCGAGGAGCAUCAUGAACAUUUCACAGAAACUGGAGAAAUCAACAUUGAUGCGGUGAAGGUGAAAUGCGGAGGUUGUUUGUAUGAAUUGUCAAAUCAUAUGAAAGUGAGUGACGCUUUUGACGCCAUUAGUAGAAACUGGUUUCUAUAUGUCGAUGCUGCUAAGGUUGAGAAGGAGAAUCCUCUGGCCAUAGUUGUUGCUUCUCAAAACUGUUGGGUUGAAGGAAAUCAAGAGGUUGGAUCUGAGAAGACAAGAGCAGGGAAGAGGAAAGUGAAAAGCUCGGAGGGAAAGAGAGGUCGUAAGAAACGCGUGACUGAUGAUGGUGUUAAUCAAUCUGCCAAGGUUGAGAAGGAAGAUCUUCUGGCUACUGUGGUUGCUGAUCAGAAAUGUUCCAACCCUGGUUUGGUUGGAGAAGAUAGAGAGAUUGGAGUUGAGUCAGUACUUGAACAAGGGUUGGAAACACAAGUACCUGUAGCUGAGAAGACGAAAAGAGAGAAGAGGACAGUGAAAAUCUCGGAGGGAAAGAAGAGUCGUAAGAAACGCGUGAGUGAUGAUGUUGUUAAUCAAUCUGCUACACUUGACAAGGACGAUCUUCUGGCUACUAUGGUUGAUGAUCAAAAACGUUCGAACCCUCUAAUGGACUCUGUACUUGAAGAAACACAAGUAGCUGUAGCUGAGAAGACAAGAACAGGGAAGAGGAAAGCUAAAAGCUCCGAGGGAAAGAAAAGUCGGAAGAAACGCGUGGUUGAUGAGAGUAAUGAGGCUGAAGCUGUUACUGUUGCUGCACCGAUUUCUGAAGUAGACGAUGUUCUUACUGCAGCUGUAGGAAAAGGAAACGAGACGGGUGAGGAAUCUGUGGAAGAUAUCACUCAAACUGAUAAACUAGCGAGCCAACCAGAGCAUCACGUGGAGAAGAAAAGUCAUAGAAAGCCCAAAACAGCCAAAAGCCUUGUGAAAGAAGAGAGUGUUCAGAAUCUUGAACCUGUGGAAGUUGUCAAUGGAGAAGGGUCUGAUAAUGUCAUCAGGGAUGUGUUACGUCCUGCACCGGAGGUGGCUCUUCCCUUCAAAAAUGCAAAAGACACUGAUGCGUUGGUCAUAACGCCUAAGGACGUCGCUGGUAAUAGUGAGCAUAAUCAAAUUCUAGAGGGGAAGGCUGAUAUGGGAGAUGCUUUAUGUCCUAGCCAAAAGGUCGAUGUUGCUGAUGGGGGUGACAAGAGGCAAGAUCAUGUGAUCGAUGUAGCUAUGUCUAAAGAGGAGAAGAAAGGCCUUGAUGGUUCCAUUAACAGUUCGGUGAGCUCAAAGAAACCGAAAGAGAAAAAGGCUAGAGGUUCUAUUACUAGCCAUGUGCAGUCAAUGGUUAAGAGUGGAUCAAAGGUUGAUCAUGCCGCGGAAGUCGCUGUCGACAGCAAGAAAGAAAACAUCUCCAACAGUUUCAUUGAUGGUUCAUUGAGCUCAGUGAAACCGAAAGAGAAGAGAUCUGCAGAUGUCACCAGUGGAGCACCACCAUCUAAUAGUACAUUAGACGAUGAAGAGAGUGAUGUGAAUUCUGUGUCUAGGAAGCAAGGAAACGAUCUGUCUGCUGGUGCUGGAGAAGCAAAAUUGACCUUGGUAGAUGUACUGAGAAGAUCAGAAAGUUACAAGAAGGCGAAACUGAGUGCUGAACAGUCACAAGCCGAAGAGAAAUUGUGUUUAGACCCUGAGGAAAAAUAG